Messenger RNA from Acomys russatus (golden spiny mouse), 2303 nucleotides. RefSeq names its product nuclear transcription factor Y subunit alpha (gene Nfya). Gene Ontology annotation, biological process: regulation of transcription by RNA polymerase II. Gene Ontology annotation, cellular component: CCAAT-binding factor complex. The transcript has 10 exons. Gene Ontology annotation, molecular function: RNA polymerase II cis-regulatory region sequence-specific DNA binding; DNA-binding transcription factor activity, RNA polymerase II-specific. NCBI's taxonomy places the organism in Eukaryota, Metazoa, Chordata, Mammalia, Rodentia, Muridae. Bases 196 to 1239 code for a protein of 347 amino acids. The record is from RefSeq and is a predicted model, not a curated record.
UUGUUCAGAUUCGCCAUUUUGCGAGGCAGCGGCAGUGGCGGCGGCAGCGGCGGCUGGAGCCUCUGAUUGGGUUUCGGGGUCCGGUACUGGAGCCAAUCAGCGCGGGCAGCGAACCGGGGGAGCGAGGCACGGAGUCGCUACCUGGUGCCUGGGAUCUGUAGAGUGAAGCUUCAGGACUCUUAACGUGGCUGGGCCAUGGAGCAGUAUACGACAAACAGCAACAGUUCCACAGAGCAGAUCGUGGUGCAGGCUGGCCAGAUUCAGCAGCAGCAGCAGGGUGGUGUCACUGCUGUCCAGCUGCAGACUGAGGCCCAGGUGGCAUCUGCCUCAGGCCAGCAAGUCCAGACCCUCCAGGUAGUCCAGGGACAGCCAUUAAUGGUGCAAGUCAGUGGAGGCCAGCUUAUUACAUCAACUGGCCAACCCAUCAUGGUCCAAGCUGUGCCUGGUGGGCAAGGCCAAACUAUCAUGCAAGUACCUGUGUCUGGAACACAAGGUUUACAGCAGAUACAGUUGGUACCUCCUGGUCAGAUCCAGAUCCAGGGUGGACAGGCUGUGCAGGUGCAAGGCCAGCAGGGUCAGACCCAGCAGAUCAUCAUUCAGCAGCCACAGACUGCAGUCACUGCUGGCCAGACUCAGACGCAACAGCAGAUUGCUGUCCAGGGACAGCAAGUAGCCCAGACUGCUGAAGGGCAGACUAUUGUCUACCAGCCAGUUAAUGCAGAUGGCACAAUUCUCCAGCAAGUUACAGUCCCUGUUUCAGGCAUGAUCACCAUCCCAGCAGCCAGUUUGGCAGGAGCACAGAUCGUUCAGACAGGAGCCAAUACCAACACAACCAGUAGUGGACAAGGGACUGUCACUGUGACACUCCCAGUGGCAGGCAAUGUGGUCAACUCAGGAGGAAUGGUCAUGAUGGUGCCAGGAGCUGGCUCUGUGCCUGCUAUCCAAAGAAUCCCUUUACCUGGAGCAGAGAUGCUGGAAGAAGAGCCCCUGUAUGUGAAUGCCAAACAGUAUCACCGCAUCCUUAAGAGGAGACAAGCCCGGGCUAAGCUAGAGGCAGAAGGGAAAAUUCCAAAGGAAAGAAGGAAAUACCUCCAUGAGUCUCGGCAUCGGCAUGCCAUGGCACGGAAACGUGGUGAAGGGGGAAGGUUCUUCUCUCCAAAAGAAAAGGACAGUCCUCAUAUGCAGGAUCCAAACCAAGCUGAUGAGGAAGCCAUGACACAGAUCAUCCGAGUUUCCUAACCACAGGAGGGCAGCAGAGCUGAUCGGUCGCGUUCCUCUCCACUGUUCCUGGAGAUGGACUGACUUCCGACGGGACACUGACAGUUGCACUCUGCCCUUUCUCAGGACAGAAAUUACUUAGCUCAGUAUUACAGCUGCAGCAAUGGCUGAUGAACUGAAGUGGCAAGCCUUUGUCUCACCCUUUCAUUCAGGACCUGUUUCAGACUGUUGGUGGCACUGACCUUUUGUGAAUUGAAUGAUAAAAGGAGGUAUUUACCAGCCCAGCAUUACAUACACAAGCACUUAUGUUGAGUGGUAAGGCCAGCCAGUCGGCCUUUGCCGUAGGAGAGCAGCCUUCUCAACCUGGUCUAUGGUAAAUCCACGGUAAAGGCAGCCACAGCCCCUGCCUUCCUAUGGAGUCAGUAGCACCCAUCCCCUGGCGGGAGGUUGGGCUGGCUGAUGCAUGAACACUUUGCAUUCAAACAAGGAGCUUCCUGUUAGGACAUGGAGCAGCCAAGCUGAGCUGUAGUGUUCUGGCCUCUGCUGAUACGAAUCUGGCUGCCCACAUGCUGGGUUGGUAUUUUACUUCAACCAAGAAAGCACAAAGAGGAUAUUUUGGACUCAGGAUAAAAGGAUCUAAAAGGUACAUUGCUGAAUAUCUUUCUAGCUUUGACUGUGGUCUGCUCAUCCCUCUAUUGGCCAUCAGCGCCAUAGUUCGUACUGUGGCCAGUUUAAAGACAGUUUAGAGAGUAAGUGGACCGCGCAGCUGACUUUCCCAGUAGAGACAAAACUUCACAACAUCUGUGCUGAAGUAUUGGGGAUGUUUACAGUUGCUCCUCAACAGAGGUGAACCUAGGAUAUUUAAUCAUGGGCUUUAUAACAGCGAGUAGAGAAUGGAAGGAUCUGUGCAUUUCAGUCUAGAGAGCAAGUGCCCUGCCUGCCAAGGGCUGCCAUAGAGUAUCGUUCUCCAGCAGAUGGAUGCCAAGUGUGGAUCUUAAGCUGAAGAGACCAAGUCACGUUCCCACUGGCACCUCUGACGUGCACUAGAGAGAAGUUGGAAAUGUGUUCUUUAUAUUGCCUGAAAA